UGGCGCGUAUUGUGUCACGUGAGAUAGCAACAGGAAGUAAGUUGCUGUGUGUUGCCGAUGCUUCCAGUAAUAUGUCCGUCGAUGAAAUGACGAAAGUAUAAUUUGACAUAUUUUAAAGUUGUCACUGUUUUUGUAGCUUUUUGUGUAGUGCAACUGGAUAAAUGAGUUUUCGUGCUUUGUGGAUUAUUUCUCAAGAUAAUGGGGGAAGUGCGUCUGUACGCUUUUCAAGGAGGUUUGCUACGGUGGAGCACCGUGCAAAGGUAAUAGCAGGCUCCUCCUAUAUCGCUGUUCCAGAGGACAACACUGUGCUCAGACUCCUGCUGACUGAGCUCGGCCUCUCAGAUCCACAGAAGCCAUUCGUUCUUCUCAGAGAUGAUUGUCGUCGUUGCCCACGGACACCUGUUCGUGAGUUGUGUGUGGACGGUCCUGGCCAGGGAGCACUCUGGCCAGUAUUGGUCAUCACUCAUGGACCUCUCAUCCUAGCUUGCCUAGGUCUAGUGGAUGUUCCGGCUGAGCCCCGGCCCCCUUUAACCAACCUGCUGUCUGUCUCCCUGGGCAUCACAUUUUUGACUGGUUUGCAGAAUUUUCUCCUGGACUCGGGGGGUAAGAUCGAUAAUGAGGUGACAGCCUCUCGACUGGCAGUGCUGCCCACUGUGCUCCUGCAUGUUUGCCCCUUUGGUACACCCCUUGAUGUGCCCUCUUUGGGGGUACUUGCUUCAGCCUCUGUUCUCGCUCCUGCUGGGAACCAGAAGCAGCCAGCCUGGAAAACAGGCUUCCACAAGGGACGUGCUGUUGUGAACAUAGCACUAACAGAAACGGUGCGCUCAAAACAGUAUGGUGACCCAAGUAGACAAGAUACGUGGGAUGUGUUUGGCACAGUGAUGUGCAAAUGUGAAGUGGAGGGGGUGCUCCCAAAUGUGACAGUGACCCUUACUCUGCCACCUAAUGGAUCACCAUUGCAGGAUAUUUUGGUGCAUCCCUGCGUCACCUCCUUGGAUUCCAAUAUCUUAACAGCAUGCAGUGUUGAUAACGACGAUGGCUCAUCUUUCUCUGGACCUUACAAGUUUCCUUUCUCUCCUCCUUUGGAACCCUUUCGACUUUGUGGCUACACAUCUCAGAUCCCUGUUCCUCCUAUUCUGGGGUCAUACCAACUGAAGGAAGAGGAAAACCACUUGCUUGUGUCAGUGACUCUCAAACUUCAUGAAAGCGUCAAGAAUAGUUUUGAGUACUGUGAAGCACACCUGCCUUUUUUUAACAGACCUCAGAUGGGGUGUGUGGAUGUUAAAGUGAGCUUUGGACAACUAGAUGUUUCUAAGGAGAAGAACCUUCUUGUGUGGGUCAUCGGACAAAAGUUUCCUAAAUCUCGUGAAAUCACAAUGGAAGGCAACAUCGGCUUUUCUGGUCCGGCAGCAGGACCGACUGACCCCCUUUGCACAGACCUCAUCGCCUAUGUCAAAUUGUAUUUUAAAGUGCCUGACAUGACGCUAUCAGGAUGCUGUGUGGAUCAGCACUCGGUGCAGGUCUAUUCCUGUGCCAAACCAAAGAUUACGACUUCUCGUGAACUCCAAUCUAAGGACUAUUUCAUAUGGAAUUCCACCGGAACUGCUCCUGUAUCCCAGAUGUUACUCUAAGAUAGACUCACAAAGGCGACAAGUAUUUAUUAGGGCUGUCAAAAAUUGUAUGUUAACGGCAGUAACUAAGUUUUUUUUAUUUACACAUACGCAUCAUGGAAAGCCACACUUCUCUGUCAUGACGGGGGAACUGUCAUGUGUUGCCCUGAUUUGGUUUGGAGUUACUCCAGGAUGUAAAGACAUGGCUGCUUGGAGGAUCAAUAAAGUCUUUAUUAAUAAAUCAUAAUUUCACACGAAGCAGCAAGAUACAUAAAAAGUCACAAAUAGACGGUGCUGUGACCUAACUAAAUAAGGCACAGAGUAAAAAAAUAGCGGGAAGCAGGAGAUAGCAGGCCUGUGUUUAGAAAUUACGAAACAAUGCAUUGUAAGAAAAUAAAAAUACCAAAUAGGAACUGAUGACAGAAACAGAAUAAAUAGUGAUUAAUCAUGAUUAAAUAAUAUUAAAACUGUAAUUAGUCUGAUUACUUUAAGUAUUUUAGUCGUCCUAAUCCUAGUAUUUAUGUAUGAUACUUUGAUACCACGUUUCAUGUAAAUUGUAGUCUGUUGCUGUAAUUCAAUGCAUACAGCGUUUAUGUGACAGUCAACAUAAUUUGUAGUUUUUGAGGAUAAAAAUAGACUGACUGUUUAACUGGAAGAAAUAUUGAUUUGAGUUCAAUCACUUCCGGCCAGGGUCGGCCUUUUUUUAUGAUCCCCCUCACUCAUGGUUAGCCCGCUGCACACACAAGGGCCACCCCUCGCUCUGACAGGCCCACUUCAGUGACUCUCUAUCACCCGGAUAAUUAGCAGCUGGGGCCUUGUCAUCAGCUGUUUUGGGCUUGGAGGGGAGGGGGGCACGGAGGGUCCUGAAAGGCUUGGCCGCCUCAAACACUAUGUUGGCUACAAAAGGCAACUCUUUAGAGCUGGCAGGGGUCCUUUCCCCCGCUCUUACUCCUUUUGACCCCAUCCCCGCCCUGUCAACUAGCAAGUCGUUCAAACACAUAACCUCUCCAACUAGACUGUGAUUGAGCGCUGACCCCACGGCCCUCCUAGACAUUAAAGCAGCCAAUCACAUUCAGCCGACAGCCCCUGGCUAAUUGGUAAAAAAAAAAAAAAAGUCACAAGGACGGUUGAGGUCUGGUUGCCUCUUGAGUUUACGUACACUAACUCAAUUAGAGUUUUUAUUGUAGCAACGCAGGACACUCUUUACUCAUCAAACUAGAGAUCAUUUUAUUUUGCGACCCUUGACCUUAGCAAGUCACUCACUUCUAUUAACUGCAAUGGAUAACCAGUUGAUGAAGAGUUAAAUCAAAGGAAGUUGUAUCCAGCUUCCCCGUGAGUGCCCCCUUUGUCUGACUGUUGGCCUCUUGUGACCCUCGCUGGGCCAACUGCUACAUUCUCACGUGGAUUUCCACUCACAAGGCUGACCAUGACCAACCCUCUGUCAAUUGGAGCCACUUGCUCACAAGGCAUCCUUCACCUUCUCUUUAAGUGUCAGGCGGCACCAGAACCACUCAGCCUUCCUACCCUCCACCUCCAUAGUGUCUGUCUAUGGCUGGCAGACUAGAAAAAUAGUUUAUUUUUCUUUGAAGAACACUAAACGUCCUUAGUGUAUUAAAUAUGAGGCCAGACUGCCAGUGGAACAGCUUGUUUGAAUGUGGUAGCAGCUACAUAGCCUUUAGUAGUACACAUUACAUUCUGUUUAAAACCUCACCCACAUUUUCUUUUACAUGCACUCUAGAACACACUUUGGAACAUCAUUGCCAUAAAUAAGUCAACAUGUUUUAAGAAGGCCUCACAAUGUGUGACACCAUCUUUUCCAGCACAAUAAGGACACCUAGUGGUAGAUUGUUAAAUCCAUCCAUUUUUUACCGCUUAUUCCAUUUGGAGUCGCGGGGGGAGGGGCGCUGGAGCCUAUCUCAGCUACAAUCGGGCGGAAGGCGGGGCACACCCUGGACAAGUCGCCACCUCAUCGGAGGGCCAACACAGAUAGACAGACAACAUUCACACUCACAUUCACACACUAGGGCCAAUUUAGUGUUGCCAAUCAACCUAUCCUCAGGUGCAUGUCUUUGGAGGUGGGAGGAAGCCAGAGUACCCGGAGGGAACCCACGCAGUCACGUGCAAACUCCACACAGAAAGAUCCAGAGGCCGGGAUUGAACUCACGACUACUCAGGACCUUUGUAUUGUGAGGCAGACGCACUAACCCUCUUCCACCGUGCUACCCCAGAUUCUUAAAUAGAUUUUUGCAAAUAACAAACUUACAUUGCAGUUAUGUCAAUUUCUACUGCUUCCAAAUGUGUUGCGGAUUUAUUAAAGAUAUAAGCUUUUGCGAUGUGAUUGCAUAUUUUGUACCGUUAUUAAUUAAGCUGCAUUAUUGGGUGUUUAGGAUGGUAUCACUUUAGUUUGUCAGCUUUUUAAAGAUUGUUCAGAAAAAUCUUGUUUACUCUUUAUGGACCAGUUGGUGAGAUGAGAUGAAGUGAUGGAGGACUAAUUUAUCAACCCUUUUCAAGUAAAUGAUGUAUACCCCGAGUCUCUGAUACUUUCAGAAUUAAUACAGUAUAGGUUCAUAAACCGAGCCUUGUGCUAUAUCUUACUUUCAUCAGCAGAGGGCACACUUAACCCACCAAUUACAAAUACCAUCUGAAUGUUUUCACGUUUUCAAGUUCAUUUGUUUAAAUAGACACCAUUAUAGUUAUGAAAAAACUGUAAAGAAAAAAUAAUUAUAAAAAAUGCAAUGAAGCUGGGCUUUAACGUUAUUUUUCAAUCUGUCAUACAUCACAGACCCUUACAGAAUACAGUAAACCCUCGUUUUUUAUCACUGUUAAUUUGUUCGCGGCCUGACUGGUAGUUUCAUUUCCGCGAAGUAAUUCGUUAAUAAAAACAGAAUACAAUGAUUUGCAAAUCCUUUUCAACUUAUAUUUAAUUGAAUAGACUGCAAAGACACGAUAUUUAAUGUUCAAACUGAGAAACCUUUAUUUUUU
Messenger RNA from Nerophis lumbriciformis (worm pipefish), 4592 nucleotides. It is a transcript of the gene ap5m1, whose product is annotated as adaptor related protein complex 5 subunit mu 1. NCBI's taxonomy places the organism in Eukaryota, Metazoa, Chordata, Actinopteri, Syngnathiformes, Syngnathidae. Gene Ontology annotation, cellular component: lysosome; late endosome; cytosol. The record is from RefSeq and is a predicted model, not a curated record. Gene Ontology annotation, biological process: endosomal transport.